Messenger RNA from Bipolaris zeicola 26-R-13, 1383 nucleotides. RefSeq lists its product as uncharacterized. Gene Ontology annotation, molecular function: ATP binding; protein serine/threonine kinase activity. Gene Ontology annotation, cellular component: nucleus. NCBI's taxonomy places the organism in Eukaryota, Fungi, Ascomycota, Dothideomycetes, Pleosporales, Pleosporaceae. Gene Ontology annotation, biological process: protein phosphorylation; mitotic DNA damage checkpoint signaling. The transcript has 2 exons. The record is from RefSeq and is a predicted model, not a curated record. The coding region runs from base 1 to 1383 and encodes 460 amino acids.
AUGGCAAAGGCACGCACUUCACUGCGGAAUGCAGAGGCCAUUGACGUUCACGAAGACUCUAUAAAUGCAGAAGAGUCUGAAGAGACUAUGGACGAAAGCAUGGAUCCGCUCGACGAGAGUGGGCAAACAGUCGACAGCAGCGACGAGGAAGUCGAGGAUUCCGUCCAAGAAGACAUGGCGCGCUUCGAAGAGACAUUUGUCGGUAUCAGCAAGCGCUUUCGACUGAUCAACCGCAUUGGAGAGGGAACCUUUUCUACUGUCUACAAAGCCGAAGAUCUCGAGUACGAAAAAUACAACAACGACUGGGAUAUUGACGAACGAGAAAAGAACAAGAGCAUGUCCCCUUUGCGCAGGAAGCAGUCCGCCCGCCGCCCCCACUAUGUGGCCAUCAAGAAGAUCUACGUUACCAGCAGUCCGAUACGCAUCUUCAAUGAGCUCGAGCUUCUCUACGACCUGAGAGAUUCAGACUCAGUGUGCCCCCUCAUCACUGCUUUCCGUCAUUUGGACCAGGUGGCUGCUGUGCUACCUUACUUUCAGCAUCGCGACUUUCGAGAUUACUACCGCGACAUGAAGAUUUCCGAUAUGCGCUUCUAUUUUCGAAGUUUGUUCACUGCCCUUGCAGCAGUACACAAGAAAGGUAUUAUUCACCGUGAUGUUAAGCCUACCAACUUCCUCUACAACACAUCGCAAUCGCGUGGUGUCUUGGUCGAUUUUGGCCUUGCGGAACGAGAAGGCACAGAUUGGCACAACUGUGCCUGCCACUUGAACGAAGAGGAUCGUCGCUACAGGGUAUCCCACAGCGUCUACGCCCAGACACAAUCAGCAGGUCACAACGCUUCCGCCUAUCCCAAGAACGACACUCGCAACAGCAGACGCGCCAACCGAGCAGGCACUCGUGGCUUCCGUGCCCCUGAAGUGCUUCUAAAAUGCACUCAGCAGACCUGUUCUAUCGAUGUAUGGAGUGUGGGAGUCAUACUUUUGACCAUGCUCUCGCAUCGCUUUCCCUUCUUUCACAGCGCAGACGACAUUGAUGCGCUACUCGAGAUCACCACUAUAUUUGGAAGAAAGAAAAUGCGGGAGACAGCACUCCUACAUGGCCAAGUCUUUGAGACGAACAUACCUAGCUACAGUGAAGGCGGUCACAGCCUAGAGAAGAUUAUCCUUUGGUGCACAGGCCGGACAGGCGACAAGACCCAGCCCAAGAAGGAGCUUGAGGAAGAAGAGAAGGAAGCCGUACAGUUCUUGUACCGCCUUUUGGAGUGCAACCCAGCAAAGCGAAUCACCGCCGCUGAGGCUUUGGAACAUCCCUUCCUUGCCAAGGUUGAGGAAGAAAGCGAGGCAGAGCAGAAGGAAGCGGCUGAUUUCGCCGAAGAACAAGAAUAG